This is a messenger RNA of Aureobasidium pullulans EXF-150, 1622 nucleotides long. RefSeq lists its product as uncharacterized. Bases 158 to 1525 code for a protein of 455 amino acids. Lineage: Eukaryota; Fungi; Ascomycota; Dothideomycetes; Dothideales; Saccotheciaceae. The record is from RefSeq and is a predicted model, not a curated record. The transcript has a single exon.
AGUCAACAGAAACAGCCGUGCAUCUGGGGCUGCCGGUCCCGACCCAGCGAUUGAUCCCGACAAGCCGCCCUCUCGCUCCUUGUCAACAGACUCGUCGGUGUGUCCGCUUGUCCAUAGCUGCCCAGCUGCCCGGCCCGUCAUUGGAGUUUGUAGUACCAUGGCGGCAGCAGUCUCUCCGCGACCUUCGCCUGCUUUCGAUUUGCGGAACACGGCCCCUUACACGAUCCGCUUGGGACGCCAUCUCUCAUCAUGUUCCAGUAUACAGUACAAUCAUAGACCAGAUCUCUCGGACCCCGACAAUGCCGAAUCGGUCAUCUCGCAUGCUCCCGAGGGUGAUCGAGUCACUCUGUCCUUGAAAGACGGCAUCGAUGAAUACAUGUAUUCUGGAAGACGGCACCACGAUGACGACGAAUAUCUUCUACUGCUCGACAAGGCAGGCAAAGAGUUUGUUCUAGAAAAGCUGGCAUCUUCGUACGCCAUGAACUUGACUCGUGCGCCACGGGAGUCGAAUUCUAGAGUGCUAGCCGAUCGUUACCCACAACUGCGUCCCGACACCGACGAGCACGGAGAGGAGGCAGAGGACGACGACGAUGGUGGUGUCAUCUUGGAUUCAGCUGAUGCUGAUCCCACCAAUCCUUUCGACUUCAGGCACUAUCUCGACGUCGAAGCCUCACCGAGUCCAGCCUUGGCCCCUGUCAGACCCGCACCAGCAGCCACUCCUGCAGCCUCCCAAACAUCUACACGAACUAACACUCCGAUUGCCAAAUCCAUGCGUAAACAAACGUCCGCAUUUGCUCCACAGACGGCCAAGUUACCGCCAAAACCGAGACAGAAACAAAAACCCACACAUAAUGAACCCAUUGCAAAAGACACCACGCGCUCUCCUUCGCCGGGACUACAACCACAUCGAAAGGUGGAACAAGAUGUACCGGCUGUGCGUCUUGACCGCCGUGCCUCUACGAGACUCUCUCUGCCCUCCAAACCUCCACCAAAGAAACGCGAACCAGAAGAAUUGUCUCUUGACGACGAUGACGACGAUGGUGAUCUGAUAUUGGAAGGUGAUGAACCCCAGCGAUCCACAUACCGCUCCAAUCACUCCAAAUCGAGCCUCGGUCUUGCGUUCUCGAAUGGAUUAGGCGAUGGACCGCGCAGUCUACGUAGCGCAGCAAGCAGUCCGGCUGGUAGUCACAUCAAUUCGCCAGCCCCACAACGACCAAGUCCACUUGGAGAGCAUCGAGAGACGAACCACGAUGACGAUGAACUCGUCAUGGAUCCAGACGAGGAAGCCAACGAGUAUGACCAAGUCGAAAGCGAUGCAGACGAAGAUGGUGAUGUGGACGCCUUACAACUACCCAGCCCGGCACAAGUGCAUCGACCGAGUGUUAGCGGACCGACUGUUACAGGCGACGACGAGUUCGAUCUUGAGAAACAGAUGCUCCUGGAGCUGGAAGGAGGACUGGACGACUAUGCUGCGUCGGGACAACAGGGUGGAGCGGACAGCGAUGAAGAAAGCGAGGAAGAAUAAGGCAAACGUGCCUAUGGGCUUGUGAGAAACGCCUCUCGAUGAAGCAGGAGAAGUGAACAAGGUACGGAAACUUGUGUUGUUUGGCAGCAAGGCGUUA